AAUCUCAACGGGAGGCAGUCAGAUAGUCAGACAGAUACAUAUAACAUAUAUAGAUAUAGGAGCAUAUGCAGGGCUAGAGAAGAUGACCGGCGAUGCUGCCAAGUCGAAGCGGCACUGCUCCUUCAGGACCCAGAUGGAAAUGGCUGUGGCAACGGAGGGCCCCACGUUGGGCGCCAUUUCCUUGAACGAGGAUGCAGAGCCAUCGAGUACCAGUGGCAGUGAGCAGCCAACCAGCUCUGGAGAAACGGAUAGCGAAGCUGAUGCCAACAGCACAUCCGAUCCAGAUGCGAACGCCAAAGUGGAUGACACUGGCGAUCCUCAGACUAAUCUAUACAGUCCACUAGCCGGAGAUUCGGACAACGACCAGGAUGAGGCGGACAUUUUCAGCGAGGAGACCAUCUCCCUGCUGGCCCACGAGAUCCUCUGCUGCGAGGGCGAAAGUGACUCGGAAACGGAGGCGGAAACGGAAACCGACGGCGAAGAGGACACCGAUGAGGCCAAGGAGAGUGACAAGCUGGAGGAUAUCCUGGAGUACGGGCUGCACAAUCCCUAUCAGCUGAUGUUCAGCGAGGAGGACGACGAGAAUCUCAAUGAGAGUGAAGGUACAGAGAACACCCUGCCGAUCGUCAGCGAGACAACCGUCCUCCUGGAUGAGGAUCAACAGAGCGAGGAUAAGCCCGAGGCAAAUAUGGACCUGGCUCCCUCCAAUUUAUCAUCUCCAGGCGGUUUUCACAUUUCUACCAACAUAAGCUUUAAAUAAAAUUCU
Messenger RNA from Drosophila subpulchrella, 766 nucleotides. Its product is annotated as clumping factor B. The coding region runs from base 83 to 760 and encodes 225 amino acids. The transcript has 2 exons. Lineage: Eukaryota; Metazoa; Arthropoda; Insecta; Diptera; Drosophilidae. The record is from RefSeq and is a predicted model, not a curated record.